Messenger RNA from Rhizophagus irregularis DAOM 181602=DAOM 197198, 1527 nucleotides. RefSeq lists its product as uncharacterized. NCBI's taxonomy places the organism in Eukaryota, Fungi, Glomeromycota, Glomeromycetes, Glomerales, Glomeraceae. The record is from RefSeq and is a predicted model, not a curated record.
AUGAGUAAAUACAAACAAAAACGAAGGCUUAACAAAUCCCCCGCGUAUAAGAGGAAUAAAAAAAAAUAUCCACCUGACCCGAAUAAACCAGACGAGGAUAUUAUUAAAGAAUCGAUCCAUCUACUUUACUUAGACAUUGAUAAAUUACUGAUUAAUUCAAAAAAAACUCGUCGUUACGAAAGACUAAGUAGGAAGGGAAUUACCGAAUUUGAAAAACCCCCACGUCCUCAAAAUAUAUUUAUUUUAUAUAGAAGAAAUAAAUCAGCCAGCCCUGAAUUUAAAAACAAGCUAAAGGUGGAUAAAAAAGUUAAACUUACAUCAAAAGAAAUAGGAAUUCUUUGGAACAAUGAAACGGAAGAAGUGAUAAAGUUUUUCUGCGCUCUUGAAAGGAUUGCCGAAAAAAAGCACAGAGAAAUUUAUGGGGAUAAUUAUAAAUUUGAAAAGAAGAAAAGUCAACCAAAAGAUCGAAAAAAUAAAAAUAAAAAAGGAUCUUUGAUAUCAUCCCAUUCUCCCCCAAUCGAAACACUUCCGAUACCAUUGCCAUAUGACCAACAGUAUGAUGGUCAAAUAAACACAUCUAACCCUAGCUCUAACCCUAACCCUAACCCUAACCCUAACCCUAACUCUAACUCUAAUCCUAACUCUAAUCUUAACUUUAACCCCAAUUUUGGAAAUACAAACGAACCAACCAUUCCUCAAAUAUAUGAGGGAAUCAACAUUCCUCAAGAGUAUGAAGGAACCGAAUUAGCAAACAUUCCUCAAGAAUAUAAAGGAAUCGAAUUAGCAAACAUUCCUCAAACAUAUAAUGAUUUUGAAUUAGCAAACAUUCCUCAGGCGUAUGAGGAAAUUGAAUUAGCAAACAUUCUUCAAACAUAUAAUGAUUUUGAAUUAGAAACCAUUCCUCAAACAAAUAAUAAUUUUGAAUUAGCAAACAUUCCUCAAACAUAUAAUGAUAUUGAAUUAGAAACCAUUCCUCAAACAAAUAAUAAUUUUGAAUUAGCAAACAUUCCUCAGGCCAAACAUUCUAAUAAUUUUGAAUUAGAUAAUAAUUUUGAAUUAGAUAAUAAUUUUGAAUUAGAAAACAUUCCUCAAACGUAUAAUGAUUUUGAAUUAGCAAACAUUCCUCAAACAUAUAAUAAUUUUGAAUUAGAUAAUAAUUUUGGAUUAGAAAACAUUCCUCAAACGUAUAAUGAUUUUGAAUUAGCAAACAUUCCUCAAACAUAUAAUGAUUUUGAAUUAGCAAACAUUCCUCAAACAUAUAAUGAUUUUGAAUUAAAAAACAUUCCUCAAACAUAUAAUGAUUUUGAAUUAGAAAACAUUCCUCAAACAUAUAAUGAUUUUGAAUUAGAAAACAUUCCUCAAACAUAUAAUGAUUUUGAAUUAGAAAACAUUCCUCAAACAUAUAAUGAUUUUGAAUUAGCAAACAUUCCUCAAACAUAUAAUGAUUUUGAAUUAGAAAACAUUCCUCAAACAUAUAAUGAUUUUGAAUUAGCAAACAUUGCUCAAAUGUAUGAUGAUUUAAAUUAG